GAAGGAGAUAGGUUCUUCCUCAUCUCUUUCUGCCCUAAUCAGAGGCUUCGCUUUGGAUAGACCCAGAGUUCGGCAGCUGGCCCCGCAGUGGAAUUUAGCCUUGGUGCUAGAUUCCCUGACGAGGUCACCUUACGAGCCUAUGGAGUCUGCCUCUUUAAAGUUUCUAACUUUUAAGACAGUCUUCCUUUUGGCUCUGGCCUCUGGACGUAGGAGGAGUGAAGUGCACGCCCUGUCGUCACUUCCUUCCUGCCUUCGUUGGUCCAGAGGCUACGCUGCCGUUACUCUUUUAACUGAUCCUUCCUUCCUUGCGAAGAAUCAAGUCCCGGGGUUCUCGCCCGAUCCCAUCAAGAUUCCGGCUUUGACUAGCUCGGAGGAGAGGGAUAGAUUGCUUUGUCCCUGUAGGGCUCUUAGGUUUUAUCUCGAUAAAACCAGGGGGGGGCGGGGCUCCAGAUCCCGUCUAUUUUUGCCUAUCAAACAGGGACAGCGAGACAUCUCCUCCCAGUCGGUGUCUAGGUGGGUAUGCCAGGUCAUUAAGUAUGCUUAUGAGCAUUCUGAUGACCAGGCUCGGGCGAGGGUGAGAGUGCGGGCUCAUGAGGGCUUCUGUGCGUGGAUUCCAGCAUUUUUCAGAGUCAAGGAUGCAGAUAUCCUGCAGAAAUGUGGUCAUGAUGCGAUCCAGUAUCUGUCAUUCCAGCGUUACUUAAUCAUCUACACCACAAUUAUUUGUAUCCUAGCGGUCGCUGUUGUCAUCCCCACCAACUUCUCAGGCAACAUAAUUGGCAAUGCCACAGAUUUCGGUCACACUACCAUAGGAAACCUGGACCCCAAGUCUCCUCUUCUGUGGAUACAUGCCUUGCUGGCCAUUGUCUUCCUCAUCAUCAUUGUGGCCCUGAUGCAUCAUUUCUCCCGAAACCUCGAGUAUCAGGAAGACGACCAGGUGUCAAGAACACUGAUGAUCUCUAACAUCCCAACUAAUAGAUGCUUUAAGAACAUCAUCACUCAACAUUUUCAAGAGGCAUACCCGGAGACCGUGGUCGUAGAUGUACAAUUUGCCUACAACAUCUCCAAUCUUGUUAUCCUCGACAAGAAAUUGAAGACAGCCAGCGAGGCACGCAUGAACUCUCAGAUAGAGUUUGAUAGGACGGGGCUACAUCCAAAGAUGAGACCGCAUAUGUGUGGUCGAUGCUGCUGUGGGUCUGCCAAGGUGGAUGCUAUAGAAUACUACAGCAACCUGGAGGCUGAACUGAAGCUCAAAUGUGAGAAGGAAAAGGCCACAGCUUACCAAGAUCCUCAAGGUAUCGCAUUCGUGUCCUUUCAGACCGACUUCAUGGCAGAAAGGGUCAUUGCUGACUUUGGUAUGGCAUGUAAGGGGUCCAACAGCUGCCCUCCAUCCACUGUGGACAAGGAACUUAACAUUGCAGAGUGGGAUGUCAGUUAUGCUCCAUCUCCAGAAAACAUCUACUGGGAGAACCUGACAAAAUCUGGAAUACGAUGGUGGGUAUUUGCAAUUGUUGUGAAUGGAUUCCUUGUUAUCCUCCUGUUCUUCUUCACCACGCCACUCAUUAUCAUCAACAACCUUGACAAAGUAGAAUACUUCAAAGGCUCUAUGACAAGUCCUAUCAUUCAGCAGUUUCUGCCAACUCUGCUUCUAUGGACAUUUGCUUGUCUUCUACCAAAUGCUGUGUAUUACUCAGACCAGUAUAUAGGUCACUGGACAAGAACUGCUGAACAUCAUUCUGUGAUGAUAAAGUGUUUUAUUUUCUUGUUGCUUAUGGUUUUGAUUUUACCAUCUCUAGGACUAUUUAGUGUGAAUGCCUUGUUCCAGUGGCUUGUGAUGGACACUGAGAAUGACUUACGAUGGAAGUGUAUAUUCCUGCCUGGCAAUGGGGCUUUCUUUGUAAAUUAUGUGAUAACCUCAGCCUUUAUCGGCACAGCCCUGGAAUUGAUGAGGUUCUCUGAGCUUCUCAUAUACAGUGUCAGACUUUUCUUUGCUCGGUCAUCUGCAGAGGAAAGUGCAGUGAGGAAGACGACAGUGUGGGAGUUCCAGUUUGGAGUCCAGUACGCCUGGAUGCUGUGUGUGUUUGCUGUAGUAGUUGCCUAUAGUAUAUCAUGUCCCCUCAUUGUUCCAUUUGGACUGAUACACAUGAUACUGAAGCAUAUGGUGGAUCGCUACAACAUUUAUUUUGCUUAUCGUCCAUCUCGGAUCAGCAAGGGUAUCCACAACUCAGCUAUUACAUUUGUCGUGGCCUCAGUCAUCCUCCUACAGUGUAAUAUAGUCUUCUUCACAGCCGUCCGUUCAGAGGCAGUGAGUGCUGUAUUCUUCUUCUCCUUUGUGGCACUAUUCGCAUCACUACUGGCAUUCACUGGACGUGUCUGCUUUGGCUGGUUCAAGCACUUUAACCCACUCAAGUACAAGCAAUUCAACGAUGAUGGUAUGACAACACCUACUGGAGGGCCUACUGGACCAGCUCCGUUUGUAGCUACUGUUUUACUAAACCCUGACAGAAGGGUAGAUGGUGGAGAGGAUACUGAUCAUUCCACCCCUGCACCUGUCAACUCGUAUGGUUCCAUCAGCUCUCAUACCCCUUCUGCAGAUUCAGGCCAUGCCUAUCAGCCCUAGACUGCUUUCAGUGGACCAACAGACAACAUUCACUAGUCUGCGACACAAUGAAUCUACAUAGACAACACCCAACAGCACGACACACCAAACACAGUGGAUCUACACAGACAACACCCAACAGCACGAGACACCAAACACAGUGGAUCUUCACAGACAACCCCAACAGCACGAGACACCAAAAUAGUGGGACUACAUAGCCGGCACACAACAGCAUGAGACACCAAACACAGUGGAUCUUCACAGACAAUACUCGCCAGCCUGAGACAUCAAACAUGGUGGAUCUACACAGACAACACUCGCCAGCCUGAGACAUCAAACAUGGUGGAUCUACACAGACAACCCCAACAGCAUGAGACACCAAACACAGUGGAUCUACACAGACAACACCCAACAGCACGAGACACCAAACACAGUGGAUCUUCACAGACAACACCCAACAGCACGACACACCAAACACAGUGGAUCUACACAGACAACACCCAACAGCACGAGACACCAAACACAGUGGAUCUUCACAGACAAUACUCGCCAGCCUGAGACAUCAAACAUGGUGGAUCUACACAGACAACACUCGCCAGCCUGAGACAUCAAACAUGGUGGAUCUACACAGACAACCCCAACAGCAUGAGACACCAAACACAGUGGAUCUACACAGACAACACCCAACAGCAUGAGACACCAGACAUAGUGGAUCUACACAGACAACACUCACCAGCCUGAGACACCAGACAUAGUGGAUCUUCACAGACAACACUCGCCAGCCUGAGACACCAAACAUAGUGGAUCUUCACAGACAACACUCGCCAGCCUGAGACACCAAACAUAGUGGAUCCUCACAGACAACACUCGCCAGCCUGAGACACCAGACAUAGUGGAUCUUCACAGACAACACUCGCCAGCCUGAGACACCAAACAUAGUGGAUCUUCACAGACAACACUCGCCAGUCUGAGACAUCAAACAUGGUGGAUCUACACAGAUAACACUCGCCAGCCUGAGACAUCAAACAUGGUGGAUCUACACAGACAACACUCGCCAGCCUGAGACACCAGACAUAGUGGAUCUUCACAGACAACCUAUCACUGACCAAUCAGGAGGCAGCGAGGUUUUACAGUAUUGAAGGGUUGUGUAUCCUUACACAAGCAUUAGGUCUGACAAUGGAUAUGAUUUGGUUGUAAUUCAGUUCAAUAUAGUAUUAUGUAAGAUAUUAGUCUUUUUAAUUAUUAAUUCCCUUGUGUAGUCAUUAUAAUUGUGAACAAGGUCUGCAUGAUAAUUUAUGAUACUGUGGAGAAAGUAAGUCAUGAAGAGUUAUUGUACAGUUUAAAAGAUAUUGUUUUCAUCAAAAUUGUUUGUAAUUAAGAAUUUACUAACUAUUGUUAAGAACAUAUGAAGGAAGUGGAACAUUGCAUUUAGAAUAUUUGGAUCUGGAUUUGGAUCAGUAUAAAUGAAAGCAAAAAUGAUUAUGCCAUUAAUCAAUUUUAUUUUGAUGUGAUAAUGCCUAAGAUGCAUUUAUUUUUUCAUUAUUUCUUUUAUCACAUUCGUCUCUUUAUGGUAAUGAGUGUACCUGGUAAAAUUUUGUCACAAAUAUAGGGUUUACGGUUCUUUUAAAAUUCACAUAUGAGUGCAAACUGUUAAUAGACAAAAAUCAUUGUCUCAAGGAAUAGUUUGUGCUCUCAACAACUUCAAAUGCAUCAAAUAAUACCUUUUCAGAAGAUGUUUUAUCAUGAAAAUAGGAAAUUAAGAUUCAAUAGUUUACAUGGCAUAAUCAAAUAAAAGUGUAACACUGUUAUGUAGCUAAAUUUUGUCUUGGUGAUUUACAUUUCAUUUUAUAAUCUAUAUAACUUCCAUGCCAUUUCAAAUGUCGGAUUUUUUUUUUGUCAAUAUCAAUAUUGAUUUUUAAAAUCUAAGCUUAUAAGUUUUCAGAAAGUCACAAAAUAUAUAUCUGGGUUUUUGUCAUUGUACAAUUUAUUUGUAUAUAUAUAUCCCACCUCAGAUGUUGUCAAAAUCACAUCAUUGAUAUCAUUAUAAUAACACCAAUUCUUUCAGUUGUCCUACAUAUUUCAAGUGUGUACAGUCUCGGUUGAAAUGCUUUGCAUAAUUUCAGCUCUUUUGUCUGAAAGUCAUGACUAGCUAUACACACAUUUCACUUGACAAAAUCUGUAUUUCUCUCUGUUUAUCAUUUCUAAUUUCUGUAGUAAGAAAAUGUUUGAUAUGUAUGAAUAUUCUGUGUAUUAUUCUUAUAGUCUUGUUUUGGUAUGUAGACGUUCUAGGUGUCUCUACAUAUAUUACCUUGGUUCUAAUAAUCUUUUGUUAUGAUGCAUUUAUCUUUACAAGUAUUGUUUGGUGUCAACCUUGUCUUGCUGUCACAGAUGUUCGAACUGUUUUGAUCCUCUCACAUAAGCAUUUGAAACAAUACUACUGCUAUAAAACGGAAGCCUUGCUGAACUGGGAACACAGGACAGACUCUCUAUUCAAACAUCUGUGCUAAGGAUAAAAUCAAAUUUCACUUAUUUCUUUUGAUUAUUCUUGAUUCUGAUAUAUUAACCAAAGUGAUAGCAUAUUUUCUUUUAAACGUGGUACAAAGGUGUUUUCCAGAUAAAUAUCCAAAUAUUACUACUUGUCGUACAGUAAAAUUGUUUGUGAUAUCUGUAAUGCCAUAAACAUGGGGUUUUUUUAUCGUUAAAGUGUAACCCUCUUUAUGACAGUAGUGAUUGCAUUUAUUAUUUUUUGCCAUAUUCUAUUGUGCAAUAGUAAAGUUUGUUUUUAAUGUUAGAGGACAAAUAACCUAUGACAAGAGAAGAGAGAGCAAGGGAAGCAACUCAAGGUAAAUCUAAAACUCAAUUUUGUAGUUGUAAACCAUAGGUUAACAAUACUAAUAAAACAAAGUUUCUUGUUCAUGUGCUACAUGUUAAAAAAUGAAAUCUACUAGGUAAAUGAAAAGCAUUUGGUUAAGAGUCAAUAUACACUUUGUAUUGUACUGUUAUGGAGUCUGAAAUUUUUCAUAUAUUUCGUUUUUAAUUUAAUUUGUUUUGAUUGUUACUUUUGUCACGUUAUUUACAAAUCAUGUGUAAUAUGAGAGUGUUUUAUGAAAACAUACUAGUACUGAAUUCAUAUUCAGCUCCUUUUUCCUUCCUUUGCACUCUUUAUUGUAAUGUUGAUUAUUCUUGUCAUUGCAAAGAUGAAAUGUUUUCAAUCUUAAUACGUAAUGUAUUUAAAAUUUUGCUUUAAUAUGUACAUUGCAAAUAAACCAAUAGUAUCAUACAAAGAUACUUUGGUGUCAUAACAUUUAUAUUUUUUUCACAUAUUUUACUUUUAUAUGUUAAGUUUUCUAUAAUAGUUUAUUUUGUUUUGUUUGUAAUAUUUGUCUCUAGUUUGUGUAACUGUUACUAUACUGACAUCCUAACAGACUGCCACAGACAGGUCUCAAUGCUGUACAUUCCCAUAAAAGCUAUGAUAAAUGUAUUCAAAACAGUAAAACAUCAUUCUCACAACUUUAAAUGCUUCAUGCAACAUAUUCUGCAUCUUGUUUUUAAAUUGAAUGUAUUUCUGUGUGUUUGAGAAGAAUAUAAAAUAAAUCAUCUUUUCCAGUUUUGAUAGAUUUUUCCAUUUCACUAAUCACACUUUAUUACACAAAAUUACUAGUGUAGUGUAGGAGAAAGGUUACCUUACAAAACUAGCCAUGUCAGAAUUGUCUUCCUUACGAAUAAAUUUGUAUUUAAAAACAAAGCGAUCAUGUCAAGUUUCUCUAAGCGUACAAAUCUAUAUUCCAAUUCCACAAAAGAUGCAUUACAUACUAUGUUUAACAUCUAUACCUGUUUUGAAAAGAACUUACAGUAAUGUCACUGUGUAAGGUAACAUACCUCCUUAAGUCUCCAUGUCACAGUAAAGUAGCUUACUUACUAUUACUCCUAUAUUCGUAUGAACAUAUGAAAAUUUCAAUAUCGUGUCUCAUUUGUAGACCAGUAUUUAAUCAUUCAUUUCAGACUUUGUUACCGGUAGAUGUUUGGUAAUGUUUUGUUUAAUAAGUACUUUCAGAUGUUGAACAGGCUUCAGGUAGGAAUACAAGCAUUGCUACUGACAUGGAAAAUAUAUAUUUUCAACAAGGACAUAGAAACUAUGAUUGAAAUAAAAGUCAGUUAUACAUUUAAA
This is a messenger RNA of Ylistrum balloti, 6764 nucleotides long. Its product is annotated as calcium permeable stress-gated cation channel 1-like. The transcript is spliced from 20 exons. Gene Ontology annotation, molecular function: calcium-activated cation channel activity. The annotation marks the transcript as partial. The record is from RefSeq and is a predicted model, not a curated record. Lineage: Eukaryota; Metazoa; Mollusca; Bivalvia; Pectinida; Pectinidae. Gene Ontology annotation, cellular component: plasma membrane.